AUGGCAGACUCCCCCUUGGGUGCCGAUGUUGUCCAGCAAGAGAGCAAAGCUCAAGCUGUGGGGACCAGCUUCGAUGAGGGCUCAGUGGUCCAUAUAGUGCAAGCCACAUCUGUCAAGAUAGUGAAGCAAGAAGCUUUGAAGCAAAUGAGGGUAUACCGAGUUUUGGACGCAUACAACCACCUCCAGAAGUGUACAUUCCCUGAAAACGUAUUGCAGGCUCUGGACCACCUUGGUUACAGAAGCACAGGAGAAACGGUAGCCCACGACGUGGCCCAGGGGUCUGAAAAGCAGCAGGUGGAGAGAGUUAUGGCUUUUGUCCAAGAGCAUCACACGGGAGGGGACUUGCUGGUUCAACUCAAAGAAGGGAACGAGGCUGAACUGAGGCAGCUGCAAACAAUGGUCCAAACGGAGCUUCAAGCACAGAUAGACGAGAAGCUGCAGGCCAAAGAAGCAGAUGCAAUUCGGGAGGCUGAGAAGCUGGUGCCCAACCCCCCUGCUCCACAUGUGGCGUAUAACCUCUUGACUCAAAGACAUCUGCGGCAAGCAGUACUAAUCUUGGAUGGUGGCCUUCGGCUCCAAGGAACAGAUGUUAACCCUCCAGGUGAAGAAAGUCACCCAGAAGACCUCCCUGUGGAAGGCCCGUUGGUGGAUGAUGAUUUGAAAGCUAUCUUACAGCUGUUGAAGGAGAAAAGGGGGUGUGAGUGCCUCCUGCUGGAGCUGAAGCAAACUGUGCAGAUGUUGCAGCUGAGAGAGCAACAGUAUCAGGAGGUGGCCCAGGUGUUGAAGGCAAUCACCUCACAUCAGCAUCUGGAUGAUGCUGACCAGAUAAUCCACGAAUUGCGAGAAUUCAGGCAGCAGAAAACCCAAGAGCUGAAAGAGCAGCUGGGAAUCUUGUUGCCACAAGACCAAGGACCAGAGAAGAGCUCUUCAACUUGUGCAGGUAAAUUCCAGUUUAAAAGUUCUCUGUCAGGAAAAGAAGAUAAAGAAAGGAUAAGAAGGGAGGGAGCCGAGGUUUCCCAAGAAAUGCGUUUGGAAGAGCUGGAAGAGUCAUACCGGGGACAGGUAUCUGCGGAACAAGCUAAACUGCAGGAUCAGCUGGAAAGAGGAGAAGUCCAGAGAUACACGAUGCAGAUGCUAAUGAGAGAACAUGACGAGACUGUGACUUUCCUGGACAAGACAUUUCGGCAAGAUGUGGGCAAACUCAGAGGAAAGGCAGAGAAGGAGAAAAAGAAGAAAGGCGCUCGUCGUAAAAGUCGAACUUCCCUGACCACCAAGGCUGCCUCUUUACAGCAGCGAAGACAACCUGAUCUGGCCGAGGACAAAGUUGUCUCCCUCUUGGCACAGAGCUUAAGAAUCUUCAGACAGGCAGAACUACUGGUGGCAUCAAGAAUUGUGCUCCUGAAUCCUCAGAUCAGACCCUUUCUGUCCGAUGCUGAUGGAGCCGGUGGUCCGAAAUCUUCCCAGCUCCUUACUCUUCUGAAAGACAUGAAUGUCCAAAUCCAAAGGUGUGCUAUUGCGGCUGGAUUGCUAGACCCCCACUGUCCAGAAAACGAUGCUGUAAAUUCUUUCCAGGAUAUAAUGAACAUUCAGAUGGACCCCGGGCCAGGAGAACUCAGACCGCUGGACCCACCAAGCCUUUCUGCCAAGGAGUUUGUGAUCUACCAAUAUGGCAUUGUCAUCUUGCAGUUUCUCAGGCCACUGAUUGAGGCUCCAGAAAUUGAAUUAUGCAUCGCCUCCAGCAUUCCUCCUAUGAACGCACCUGGAAAUGCCUUCCGGAACACUUUCUAUUACCAGUCUCCCAGCAGCAAACUCUUCAUUCUGCGGAAGUGCCUGAGCUGCGUGGGCAGCUUCGUCCUGCUUCUGGUGCACUGCCUGGCUCACUUCGCCUCCGGAGACUUCGGCCAAGAUUCCAGCCCAGCCUUCCGGAGACUCUUUUAUCAGGCGCUGAAGGCCUGCCUGGGUGAAAUGUUCUCUCUUCGGCUCCAGACGUCAGCAGUUCUGGAAGACAGUAAAUCUGCCGCGAGGGUUGUGAGCGAGGCUUUCUUGAAGGGCGAGGAGAUUGCAGAUGAGAAAAUCAAUCUCCUCUCGGACCUCUUUGGUGCUGAGCUGAAGACUUCUGAGGAGCGGCACACGGGCACCCUGCUGCACCCAGAACUGGAGGACCUGCUCAAAAGCAAAGUGUCUGAAAAGAAAGCAGAGUAUCAUUCCUGCAUCUUCUCUAAGGGCCAGAAGACCUCGGCAAUGAGCUCAGUGGCCGGAAGCUGCCCACACUCCAUCCCCAAAGCUGCGGAAGACAGGCUGGAGGGAUUGGCCCAGAAACUGACAAAAGUCCUCGAGAAGGAGCAACGUGUUCCAAAGCAGGCGGCUUAUGAGGAUCAGACAUUCGGUGAGCCAGAGGAGAUCAGCGUGGAGAAGGACUCUCUGUUGCGGGAGAUGGAACAGCUGGAAGGGAGCGGACCCAACAGCGGAGAGAGGCCGGAAUGAGCCCCAUGGAGCAUAUCUAGGGUUUGAAGAAGAAAGAAUUUGGAUUUAUAUCCCCC
This is a messenger RNA of Sphaerodactylus townsendi, 2540 nucleotides long. RefSeq lists its product as uncharacterized. The transcript is spliced from 16 exons. The record is from RefSeq and is a predicted model, not a curated record. The coding region runs from base 1 to 2484 and encodes 827 amino acids. Lineage: Eukaryota; Metazoa; Chordata; Lepidosauria; Squamata; Sphaerodactylidae.